Protopolystoma xenopodis is the source of this 315-nucleotide messenger RNA. The record is from the annotation of a GenBank genome assembly. Lineage: Eukaryota; Metazoa; Platyhelminthes; Monogenea; Polystomatidea; Polystomatidae.
AUGUAUUGCACUUUCAGACAGACGGGCGAUAAUGUGGACGAAGAGGAGUCCAACACUCUCGGCCACUGGAGACUCGGCUCACAACAACCCGGGGCGCUUCCAGCUCGGCAGCACUGGACGCGGAUCAGCCAGAACGACACCGAGAUCAGCCAAUUUGACAAGAUGUUCUGGUGCAGACGAGAUAUCUCGUCGUGGAUUUCCCUUCUACUCUUCGGUUCAACCUAUCUUUCCAAAGAUAUUCUCAUCCAGCCAGAAGUGGAAUGCAGUUUCGACCGUGCCUCAGCUGACCUCAUCAGAAACCACAGCGGGACGUAA